Molecule: messenger RNA, 2168 nt
Organism: Maylandia zebra (zebra mbuna)
Lineage: Eukaryota; Metazoa; Chordata; Actinopteri; Cichliformes; Cichlidae
Gene: unc93b1
Product: unc-93 homolog B1, TLR signaling regulator
Biological process (GO): toll-like receptor signaling pathway; toll-like receptor 7 signaling pathway; intracellular protein transport
Cellular component (GO): lysosome; endosome
Molecular function (GO): Toll-like receptor binding
Source: RefSeq, a predicted model, not a curated record
CAGGCACAAGUGAGGAAGUGAAGAUAGCUAACUUUCGUUUCCUCCACGAAACUUUUUAUUUAUACUGCACCUAAUAUAAGAAAGGAGAAGUAACGACAACAGGGUCUGAAAGGGACACAGGGGCGGGGAUGUCCGUGUGUCUCUGUCCCCGUCUUCAUUCUGCUUCAGCCCCGCUCCACUGACACGAUGGAGGCAACUGGCGAGGAAGCUUUGAUCCCUCAUGAUGAUCAGUUUGUUGUGCCUCCAAAUGGCAACGUGAACGAAAUGCUCAAUGUGGACCACGAAGACAACGUGCAGGGCCAGAUGGAGGAGUUUUUGGGCCCACAGGCUGAUUACAACGAGGAGGAGGAGGAGAAGAAAUACUAUCGAAGGAAGAGGCUGGGAAUCAUCAAGAAUGUUGUUGCAGCCAGUAUUGGAGCCAUGAUUGUGUACAGUGUGUACAUGGGCCUCCUGCAGAUGCAGUUGAUCCUCCACUAUGAUACGACCUACCGUGAGGUAAAGUACAGCAACCUCGGCCUGCAGGACAUCGACCAGAAGAUGCUGAUGGGGAUUAAUGUCACACCGAUCAUAGGCCUCCUGUACACGCCUCUCCUCAUCAGGUUUCUAGGUACCAAGUGGAUGAUGUUCCUGGCUUCGGGGAUCUACGCUCUCUUCGUCUCUACAAAUUAUUGGGAGCGUUACUACACCCUCGUUCCAUCGGCUGUGGCCAUCGGUGUGGCCAUUGUGCCCCUGUGGGCCUCCUUGGGAAAUUAUAUCACACGGAUGGCACAGCAGUACUAUGAAUGCGUCAACUAUAAGGAGGAGCACGUGCAGGAGCAGAAGAAGCUCCCAAAGGGAGCGUGCCACAGCUAUAUCAUCGUCUUCCAGUCGGUCUUUAACAUCAUUUUCAAUCUGAGUUUUGUCUUCGCCGAGUUCCCCAUGGCCUUCGUCCUCAACAGCGUUUACCUCCAUGAUAACUCCCACGUCCUCGCCCAAGUGAAACACUGCGGUGCUAAAGUCACCGGAUUGAUCCCCGGCUUCAACAACACCGUGCUGAAAAAACUGCCAAGCUCCAUGCUGCUCAUCCAAGUGGAGAGCGUGCUCAUGGGCUUCGCCUUCCUCUCGAUGAUCAUUUUCCUCGGGCUGUGUGGGGCCGCCUACCGCCCAACAGAAGAGAUCGACCUUCGCAGUAUAGGCUGGGGAAACAUCUUUCAGCUGCCUUUCAAACACCUGAGGGACUACCGCCUGCGGCUGCUCUGCCCCUUCUUCAUCUACAGUGGAUUCGAGACACUGUUUGCCAUCUCUGGAUUCACCCUGUCUUACGGUGUAUGUGCUUUGGGUCUAAAUAAACUGUGGCUUCUCAUCGUCGUCUACGGCCUCUCCGCCUCCAUCUUUUCCUCCCUUAGCCUUUCCCUCUUACGGCUUCCACGCUGGGUGUGUCUCAUCAGUGGUGCUUUUGUGCAUGGAGUGCUUGUGGUGGUUCUCAUGGCAUUUUCUCCAGAGCCGAAAUGCCUCAAGUAUGAGGGCCCUCUACUAGUGAUCUCUGCGCUAUGGGGACUCGGCACCGCCCUGAACAAGACAGGCGUCAGCACCCUACUCGGAAUGCUGUACGCUGAAGAAAAGGAACGCCUGGACUUUGUCUACACCAUCUAUCACUGGUGGCAGGCAAUCGCCAUCUUUAUAGUAUACCUUUGGUAUGGUCUUCCUAUGAGGGCAAAACUUUCCAUACUACUAGUCACUUUGUUGCUGGCUUGCUGUUGCUAUUGGGUGAUGGAGCGUCGCCUGGCCAAGAGAGUGCCAUUCAGACUGCCUCGCAUCCCUCGGCCACGACACAAGGUCAAAGGUUACCGCUACCUGGAAGAGGACAACUCCGAUGAGUCCGACUCGGAGAGGAGCGAGGAGGACGACAGAGAAGAUGAGAGGGAGGAAGACGACUGUGAUGUAGUGCAAAAUUUGGACGGGGAGGAAAGGGACCAAGAGGGUUGGUAUCAGGGAGCUAACUCACCCAGAGCCAGGAGAAGAGGAGCCGAGGGCCGUGGACAGGACGACGCCCGUGUGAACGAGAGGGACGGAGAGAUAUGAGAAGAGGAGAGGAAGAGUUAAAAUAGCACUGGACGCUCUUUUAUUCAUUAAUAUUUCUGUAAAUUUUUGUUUUUCAGUGGAAAAUAUAAAAAUUAAGAAAAAGCCCC